Racocetra fulgida is the source of this 211-nucleotide messenger RNA. NCBI's taxonomy places the organism in Eukaryota, Fungi, Glomeromycota, Glomeromycetes, Diversisporales, Gigasporaceae. The record is from the annotation of a GenBank genome assembly.
GUCUCGAAGUUUGAAUUAUCCCUUAAAUGUUAUUUUAAUUGAAUUUUAUCUCGAUGAUACUAUUCAAGAAUUGAGUUUGCCUGAGUUUAAAGACAAAGAUGUUAUACUCGCUACUGGAAAUUUUCGCAUCGUCGAAAAUAUAGACCAAAAUAACAGAAGAUAUUCUAUUUUAAAAGGAUCUUACUUUUAUUAUGAAUAUGACAGUAUAUAA